Molecule: messenger RNA, 1290 nt
Organism: Manduca sexta (tobacco hornworm)
Lineage: Eukaryota; Metazoa; Arthropoda; Insecta; Lepidoptera; Sphingidae
Exons: 10
Coding region: 70-1290 (406 amino acids)
Source: RefSeq, a predicted model, not a curated record
CACGCGCCCAGCGCACACGCCGCCCACCGCGCUCGACAUGCGCACGCGCAAGUGGUGGCUCCAAAGCCGAUGUCUGUGUACGUCGAGGCAAAAACACCGCAAAACACAUUCACUUACAAAUCAUCGUUUAUUCAGGAUACAAUAGAAAACGCCAGUGAAACAUGGAUGAAUAGGCCGAAGAUGCGUAAAGGGAUCAAACGCGUCCUAGAUAUAGAAGAGACGCCGUUUAUUUGCACUCCCAAACUAAUACGUACACGAAGUAUAUUCACAAUGGACCGCGCGGAGUCUGAAGCAGAGUCGCCGCCCAAACGCGCGAAGCUGUCGUCACUAGGAGUUGCGCACACGCCGCAGGCCGGCGCCGGAGCGGGGGUUUCGUCCGUGUCGCGCGCGGUGGUGGUGCUGCUGCACGUGCCCGACGUGUGCGUGACGGACGAGCACGCGCACGCGCACGCGCACGUCGACAGGGCGGGCGCGGGCACUCCGCAUAGCAUACUUAAGAUAAGAAGAAACGAGGACCGCGACGCGCCGUCUCCAGUGGACUCAAGAUAUCUGGGCGACAGUGACGACGAGCUGCUAGAAACUGCCAGCAACCACACUCACUACAGCGACUCCACUAAUAAGCAUCUUCGCUUCACAAUCCCAACAGCAUCAGAAUCAGGUUCUACGCCAUCGCCCACACAAGCGAAUGCGCUUGCGCAGCUUCGGCGCGAACCGCUGAGAAGGACGGAGCCAUCCGCCUCGCCCGUCAGGGAACAAGAGAUAGAGAUAUCGAGUGACAGCUACACCACUAGCACGUCGCGGUUUGUGAACGAGAAGGGUCGUGUAUUAGAAUCGCCUUCGAAGGAGCCAGACACUGAAGAAACAACAAAAUCGAAGAAGACAUAUAAAGACAAUGUACGAGCAAGGCAUACUCUGUCGGUAUCAGUAAACAGCAGCCUAACAGAUACAUCGAUGGAGAGCAUCGCGGACAUUCCAAUCACGCUCAUCAAUCCUCGAUACUCCGGCGAGAAGGGACGGCAGAGAUCUAUCGAACGUGACAUUGGUAACAACUCGACGAUGGAUUUGAUUGAACAGCGAGAAAGAGAUAUCGAGGAGUUUACAAGAGAGAAAGAAAUAGACAGACCGGCGCCGGCGACACCGAAGGGACGCAGGAGUAUUAGAUCCGUUGGAGAGAGUACGCCGUUGGUUACUAGAAGUCAAUCCGGAACCCCAGAUCGGCUAGACUCUCCGGUUGUAACACCAUUGCGAACUCGCAGAACGAAUAGGAGCAGGUCCCGCACUCCGAGUUGA